AUGACGAAGAGGCAAAGGGAGGACGAUGAUGGCGCCGUGGACGAGCAGAAAUCUGCGAAGCGCACGAAGCCAUCAUCGCUAGACCGCCUGUCGAGUCUGAGCGAUGAACUGCUCCUCAAAGUGCUCUCGUUCCUUCCUAUUUCACAACUAGUAGCUUGCCAGAGACUCUCUCACAAAUACCAGAAGCUGGCUGGCGACGGGCAGAUAUGGAAGUCACAUUACUACAACCGCUUCAUUCGCCCACGUGCGAGCAGAUUACCGGGCCUAAAGGAUCAAGGGACAUCGACUGAGAGCUUACAUUUCGCCUCGAGAGCAUCCAGGUGGCUUGAGGAAGAGCAUCUUGUCAAGAGCGGUGUAAGGACGAACUGGAAGAGGCAGUACAAACUCCGCCAUAAUUGGUCAAAAGGAAGCUGUGAAGUGAACGAGAUACCUGUCGCCGAACAAGCAGCCAUACCCCCGAUACUGGUUCAGAUGCAUGAUGGCAUCAUAUACACUGCAGACCAGACAGACGGUCUUCGAGCAUGGGCGGCCAAAGGCUCAAGGCAACGUGUGGCCCAGUUAGCUUUCCCAUCUUCAAAGGUGCCCCGGCCACCAACAGCCCUGGCGAUCGACGCACAAUCACGAGCGGACCAUGAUGUUACAAGGGUGAUUGUUGGUUUUGAAGACGGGUCGUUCAGCAUCUAUGUGUUGCACCGGGCCGAUGCGAUCUUCAGGCACCAAUACACACAUGAGCCGUCAUCGAACGGAGUCAUAUCAGCGACCGCAGUGUCCUGGCCUUACGCAGUUACAAUGACAGCAACCCAGAUGCUUUCUCUGUAUCAGUUUGGAGAUGGCCCAAGAAAUACGAGCGACCCUCCUCGACUCUUGCACUCGCUGAAGUCGCAUACCGCAUGGCCGCCGCUUUCGACUUCACUAAGAACCACAGCAUCGGCGAUAGUCAUUUGCGUUGCAUACGCGCUGCCCACGUAUCUUUCGGGCUGGACCGUCGGUAUGCAGGAGGUCAAGGUAAAUCUGGCUGGUGACCUUCUGGAUUCGCGCAUUGCUUCCGCCAUAGAUCAACAUUACCGGCCUCUCGCGUUCUCUACUCGACCGAUGAUGCACCACUUAGGGGCCUUCACACCUGGACCUGGUGCAUCGGCGGCCUUGGAGCUCAGACACAUUCAUUCGAAACCGACAUCUCUCUCAUACACCCACCCAUACCUGCUAGUAUCGCAUCCCGACAACACGCUCACCCUGUACCUGGUGACUUCAACAGCGGACACACUCUCAAUCAGCGCCGGCAGCCGGCUCUGGGGACAUACCUCGUCCAUAUCUGGUGCACAUGUGGGUGGCCGUGGUAAGGCCGUGUCAGUUAGCAGACGAGGCGAUGAGCUACGUGUUUGGGAGCUUGAAGGCGGAUUCGCAUCAACUGCUGCAAAAAGGCGACUCGCGAGUGGGGAUUUGAGCGUUCAGAUCAAGCCAACGUCACAGUCGGGCAUGGAUCUCAUCAGUAAAGCUAUACAGCAUCGACAGUCCGGGACAGCAUGCGGACAUGAGUCCGCCCCUGACGACAGUUCAGAGUUGACUCUUACACGAGGGUGGAUUGGAUUCGACGAUGAAGCAGUGGUGGUUCUGAAGGAGCGGAGCCAGGGCAGACAGAACCUCAUGGUUUACGAUUUCACGUGA
This is a messenger RNA of Zasmidium cellare ATCC 36951, 1665 nucleotides long. RefSeq lists its product as uncharacterized. The transcript has 2 exons. Gene Ontology annotation, molecular function: protein binding. NCBI's taxonomy places the organism in Eukaryota, Fungi, Ascomycota, Dothideomycetes, Mycosphaerellales, Mycosphaerellaceae. The coding region runs from base 1 to 1665 and encodes 554 amino acids. The record is from RefSeq and is a predicted model, not a curated record.